Molecule: messenger RNA, 3590 nt
Organism: Ixodes scapularis (black-legged tick)
Lineage: Eukaryota; Metazoa; Arthropoda; Arachnida; Ixodida; Ixodidae
Product: gastrula zinc finger protein XlCGF7.1-like
Exons: 4
Coding region: 1-747 (248 amino acids)
Source: RefSeq, a predicted model, not a curated record
AUGUGCUUUGAUUAUCUCUUUAUCUUCUGGAAACAGUUCCUUUCUGCUUCUGUGCGCAAACCAGCUCGUGCGCCAGACUCUCUGCUUCAUUCGCCUGCAACAGUCGUGUCGGCGGUGGAGCCUGUUUCGAAAGCCACUAAAGUCGAAGAACAGGCACCUGGCUGUGAAGACACCGAGGGGAAACGCUCUUCUGAGAACAUUUUGCUCACCGUGUGGCAGCAGAUGGCGCAACCACACCGAGAGAAGAAAUAUGAGUGCCGGUUCUGCCCUUUCUCCAGCUCUCGCUCGUCGAACCUCAGGCAGCACGAAAGGACGCACACGGGCGAAAAGCCCUUCAGCUGCGCCGUCUGCCACAAAAAGUUUACACAAAAGGCUCGCCUACAGGCUCACGAGAAAAUUCACACAGGUGAAAAGCCAUUCAGGUGCCAGACUUGCGAAAAGGCGUUUUCAGACAAAUCUAACCUGCAAGUUCAUAACAGAAUUCACACAGGUGAAAGGCCGUUCAGGUGCCAGACUUGCCAGAAGGCAUUUGUAAAUAGCGGUAACUUGACGCAUCACAGAAGAGUCCACAUGAGUGACAAACCAUACAAAUGCGGAACAUGUGGAGCUCCGUUUAAGCAGUGGUUUCAGUUGAGGCGUCACGAGGAACUUCACGGUGUAGACCCAUCAUAUCAUUGCAAGCAGAGUGGAGAAAAUUUUCUGGAGAAAGUUAAUUUAAAUGCACAUGAGAAGGAGCAUCAUCCGUGAGGGACAUCCAUUUUAUAGUAAAGGGUGGUGUAGCUUGACAUAUUUGCACAAUGUCGUUUUACCCUUUUGUUCAAGACCACCUUGGGUAAACCUGAUAACUGAUUGCCCAUUAAUGAAUCAUGUAUGGUGUAAGAGUACUGACUACCAUCUAUCACACUGUAGAGUCAGGACAGCAAAAAGAACUAUCACUAACAAGGAAGCCCUCAGUGCCCAUCACAAGGAGCAUAUGCCAUAUUUUCCGGUCGAUAGGUCACACCUUUGCUUAAGUUGUACCUUACUGUAAAGCGCUGUUUUCAUUGAAACAUUGCUAUUUUGGCUCCAACCUUGUACAAGACACACCUAUAUAUUUGUAUGAUGGGCACGGCAAAGAUUAAUCGAAAAGCCUGCAUAUGUGUACUAUUAAUAUUGCAAUAUAUGCGCAAGCAUGAACCAGUUCCAAUAUUGUCGUCAAUGAAUUGAACAAUAUAUCCCCAGUGGCAAAUUUCAGAAGUUAAAGGGGCACAGACACUGCAUUGGUGAUAUUUUUAUUUUGUUUUCUGAAACAGAUCAAAUUGUUGUCAUAAACACAAAAAAUACUACAAUGCCAAAAAAAACUUUUCCCACGCGCAUGCAUGCCUAUUUUUUUUUGCAGCUUUUCUUUCCCUGUUUUCACCUCCUGGCUUCUUUUUAUUUGUGACAUAAUCAAUUAUGAUAUUUAGAGGCUUUGUAAACGACAUUUUUAUAUUUAAUAACGGCAUUCGCAAAUCAUGUUUUUUCACAUAAUUGCAAACGCAUUACUGGGCAUAGUGACUUACAAUUGCGUUAAAAAACAUGUUUUACUGUUGCCGUUAUUAUAUAUUUUAUAAAUUAUGCCAGGAGACGUCAUUUCCGGACCCUGGUGGGGCUUCUUUUGAAAUCUUGAAAAUUGAUGUCUGUAUAUGAUGUAGUCUCCUGGUUUUUUUUAUCCUCCCUCGGAAAACAUGGUGGCGCUCGGCACAUUUAGCGCUCAGGAUGAUCGGGAGUCGGGGAAUCGGACGAUGUUCUCUUUUUGGUGUCUGACGACCUCUCAGACUUUGAAAAGGAAAUUGUCAAACAGUCAAAACAACUGGGUUUGUUGCCUGUGCACCAUAAAUUUGGUUGUGGCUCGACCAAGGUAGCCUUUCACGCAGCACUGGGCCUGUCCUGAGAGCCAUUGCUAAAGUUCAAGAAGAGGCUCUUGGCUGUGAAGACGCCGAGGGUGAAUACUCUUCAGAGAAUGACUCGUUUACCGUUUGGCAGCAGAUAGCGCACCAGCACUAAGAGAAGAAGUAUGAGUGCCGGUUCUGCCCUUUCUCCAGCUUUCGCACGUCGGGCAUCACCCAGCUGCAAAUUCCCAUUAAAUCCAAUUGGAAUUCCAACUGGUUUUAACUGGAACCAAUUGGUUUUAAUGGGUUCUAACGGACCACACUGGCCAAUGGGUCUCACCAAUUGGAAUUAUUUUUUCCAGUUGGAACCUGAAUGGGUUCCCAAUGGUUCCCAUUGGUUCCCGUUGGUUCCCAUUGGCAGUGACCAAUUGGUUGUCCAAAAACCCAAUUGGUACCAACAAGUCACCAAUUGGUACCAAUAAGAAAAUUCCAAUUGGAACUUAAUGGGAAUUUUCAACUGGGCAAAGAGCAUGAAAGGACACACACAGGCGAGAAGCCUUUCAGCUGCCGUAUCUGCCACAAACUGUUUUCACUGAAGAGUACCCUGCAGGCUCACGAGAGAAUUCACACAGGUGAAAAGCCGUUCAGGUGCCAGAUUUGCCAGAAGGCAUUUUCACACAAAAGUAGCCUGCAGGCUCACGUCAGGGUUCAUACAGGUGAAAGGCCGUUCAGGUGCCAGACUUGCCGGAAGACGUUUAUGGAAAGCAGUCACUUGACGCGUCACAGGAGAGUCCACAUGAGUGACAAACCGUACAGGUGCGGAACGUGUGGGGCUCCGUUUAACCGGCAGUUCCAGUUGAGGCGGCACGAGAGACUUCACAGUGGAGACCCGCCAUUUCAGUGUGAGCAGUGUGGAGAAAAGUUUGUGCAGGAAACUCAUUUAAAUGCACAUCAGAAGGAGCGUCAUCCAUGAGGAACGUUCGUUGUAUACUAAAGAGUGGUGUAGCUCGACUUAUUUGUACGGUGUCGUUUUACCCUUUCAUGUAAGACCAUCUUGAAUGGACCUGUUAACUGAUUGCCCAUUCAUGAAUAAUCUAUGAUCUACCGUUACUGACUGCCAUCUAUCACUCUCUAGAGUCAGGACAGCAGAAAGAACUAUCACUUAUAAAGAAGCCCUCGGUGCCCAUCGUAAUGAGUGCAUAUAUCAUAUCUUCCGGUCUAUAAGAGACAUUUUUGCAUAAGUUGUGCCUCACUGUAAGUGGCUGUUUUCAGUAAAAGGUUGGAGUACUGGCCAUACUUUUAUAUGAGUUGCACCUAUAUAUUUGUGUGAUCGGCACAGCAAAGGUUAAUUGAAAGUCGGCAUAUAUGUAGUAUGAUCGCAAUAUAUAUGUGCAAGCGAUAGCAAGCUUAAAUUUUCUCGUCAGCCAAUCAAAAGAGAAAUGUAUCCUCCGUGGCAAAUUUCUGUUGUUAAGGCCCAUAGUUAUAGAAAAAAAUGCAUAUAAGUGGCAUAAUUGUAUAAGAUGCAUCGACGGAAAUAUUCGGUAAAAAAGUGUGCCCUAUGUAUUGUAGAAUACAGUAGGUGCAUCUUUGUUCUGCCAUGCACCCCAGAAAGCUUUACUUUCUACUAUUCCUGGCUACUUCAAGCUGAAUGCACUUUUUUUACAUUGCAGUCAUGCAGCUAGGCACCUGCUGAAGCGAAUGUAGAGAGCAUGAAAUAAAAAAUGCGGCCUUCAAAGACAA